Molecule: messenger RNA, 656 nt
Organism: Cylas formicarius (sweet potato weevil)
Lineage: Eukaryota; Metazoa; Arthropoda; Insecta; Coleoptera; Brentidae
Exons: 4
Coding region: 123-398 (91 amino acids)
Source: RefSeq, a predicted model, not a curated record
CCAACGAUGAAAUUUGUAAGUGUUAAACCCGGAGUGCGUUCGGUGUUUUUUUUUCUUCUCCUCUCCCGACGGUGGUGCGAAAUUUUUGUACGUUUUGGAUUACGAGUCGAUUUUCAUGGAUUAUGCGUCUGUCAGUGACGAUAGUGACCUUAUGUCUGGCCUGCCUAGCAGCUGUGGCUAAAGCUCAGUUCGGAAGGUUUGGCUUCAGUUCGUUCGGAGGUUUCGGUUUGGAUUCGCCACUAGCGGCAAUCAGAGACCCGAGGCAGAAUACAGGACCCGUGGUUUUCCCCCCGGCACCGCCAGACAAUGGUGAGACCAGCGGGGUGGUAGUGGGUGCCUCAGGAUAUGGUUUUGUACCACCAAACAGUCCAAAUUCGCGGCCCCUAAGACGUAGAUAAUUAGUUGAUACGAAAUCAAGAAGGACCGAGCGCCUUUAGAAGCCUGUUCUCAUUCUUUUAGCCAAUUCUCAUGCUGUUAAUAAAUGUUUCUGUACAAAGGGUGCAACGACUCGCGUGUAAAUAGCGUACCUCCGGAAGAAUGUAGCCAUAUUUUUGGCAUAUCAAACGUUACCAUGUGUAUACAGUUAGGUUAAGUAUUUAAUUUAAUUGUAAGGAUUGCAAAAAUGUCGACGUGCGUGCAAUACUGUUAUUUAUUAU